UAAACGUAAGAGAGCUGAUUAGUUGCGUAAAUGCAUGAAAUACGACAGUUAUUAUGCAAAUAGCAGCUUUAACACCGAUAUAAACUUUAUGCAUCGAAAGUUUCUAUCAAGAAAAUCGAAAGUUUCUAUAUUUAAUAAUAGAAUGGAUUCGAUAAAAAACUUGAAAUAUUUGUUGGCAAGUAUCGUUAUAUUUUCAUGUGUGACUGAUACACAAGCACAGAAUAUAGAGACGAGGGCAUAUCAUUCUCUUUCUCCGAUAAAAUCCGAUUCAGCUGUGAUUCAUUUUGGAGCAUCCGUGGUGAUUAAAACUUCUGCCUCUCGUUCUCAAACGUUUGUUGGCGCACCACUGUACGACAGGAAAAAUGGAUCUUUGUAUAAAUGUACAUUUGAUGGAAAAACUAACGGAAGUACUCAGUGCUUGAGAGAAGCUGCAUUCGAUAAAAGCGGUGCGGUGGGUAUUUCCAUAAGCAAGGAUAACAAUGGAGAGAGUAUAUACGUGUGCGGAAAUCAACACGUCAUCAAUUGUCCAAAAUCUCAAUUGCAAAAACGGAUGAUCGGAGCUUGUUAUAAAAAAUCCACUACGUCACCAACAGCAACAUUGCUCAAAUCACCUUGUACUACAGCAUGUCCGAUCGGGAAACUGACCGCAGACAUAAUUUUCGUUGUGGACGAAUCAGGUAGUGUGGACACGGUGGAGUAUUUGAGCUCCUUGAACUGGAUGAAGCAAGUUAUAUCAUCUUUUAGAAGUUACAUUGAUACGGGGGAUGUUGCUGUCGGUGUCAUCGGUUUCAGCUAUGAUGAUGAUAUAGACACGGGCGUCCGCAUUCGUUUACAAAGAUGGGCAUAUCUGUCUUUGAUAAGCCAAAUAGACAACAUGGUUAAUAUAAGAUCGACACUUGGACUAACGUACAUCGGAUAUGCAAUUAACUUGGCAAUCACUGAGUUUAACAGCAACGGACGCAAAUCUAUACCGAGAGAAAUGAUUUUGCUGACAGAUGGUCGUGCGACCGACCCUGCAAAUGUUCAACCUGCUGCGGAAAAGGCGAGGGCCAAUGGAAUUGUAACGGUUUCAGUUGGGGUUGGUAGUGGGAUAAUUGAAGAUCAACUUCUGACAAUUGCCGGUGCCGCUUCUCGUGUGUUUAAAGCAACCGACUACGAUAACCUCGCUAGUGUGGUGGAAGGAGUGAAAUCCACUAUCCAAGACACCGCAUCGGUAAAAUUAGAAGGUCAAAUUACGAAUACCACUAGCCUGCUUGCUGAAUGUCAACUUGGAAUCUCAUCUCAUGUUACAAAGAACAACAAGAUGUAUGUUGGGGCGGUUGGUUCGUACGAUAGAGCAGGAACUGUGGUUGAUUACAGCGCUUCUGCAGGAAGCAUAUCAACACAUUACACAAGCGUGCUUAACAUCACAGAAUACUCCAAUAUAGCAUCUGCAAGUGGAUCGAAUGCCAGCCUAUCAGAUACAUAUCUCGGUUAUUCUGUUACGAGUGGAAACUUUUUGGGAGGAAACGUCAAUUAUGUGGCAAGCGGAGCUCCGAAAUACAAUUCGAAAGGAAUGGUCGCUAUAUACGAAUCAAACAAUGUAAUCGGGUCGUCAACCAACUUUCUUCUUCUACAUCCGAGUGAGACGUCGGGUUUGUGGCAGUUAGGAGCUUAUUUUGGACAUUCUGUUUGUGCUGUCGACAUCAAUAAGGAUUCGCUCGACGACUUAAUUGUUUCAGCGCCGUUAUUCAGUGACGUCACUACAGGUUAUGACCAAGGAAGAGUUUUUGUUUUUAUCAACAAUCCAAAAGAUGUCAGUUUGCAAAAAUGGAUGUCCCGGUCAUACCGCCCACAAUCACUCAGUGGAUCAAACGCAAAAGGAGCUCGAUUUGGAACGUCGGUUGCAGUGGUUGGUGACGUAGAUUUAAACGGAUAUGACGACAUAGCAGUGGGAGCACCUUUUGAGGAGAUUUCUUCAACCGGUAGCGGCGCUGUUUACAUUUAUUAUGGAUCCAGCAAAGGGUUAAGUGAAACACGAAAACAGUGCAUAUUGGGAAAAUCAGUUACGUCACUGUUGUAUACGUUUGGUGCCUUUAUUACAAUGGGAGCUCAAAAUGACGUAGAUGGAAACGGAUAUUCUGACAUGAUAAUAUCAGCACCUUCCAGCGAUAGAAUUAUUAUCUUACGAGCUCGACCGAUUGUCAAAGUUCGAACACAAAUCACUUUGAAUCCUCCAUCUAUCGACUUAAUCAACUGUCUCAGUAAUUCAUCAGCUCCUUGUACGAGUGUGACGGUGUGCUUAACUGCAUUCUACACGGAUGAAACGCCACUUUCAUCGCCAGCACCACUGAAUGUAACUAUGAAGUUGGAUUCUUUACUCGGCAACCAAGGUAAUAAAAGACUCGUGUUCGCUGGAACAACGUCAUCAACUCAUAUAAAGGUGUACAACGUCACUUCACUGCGUGUUUGUUACACUUUGCCGGUUCAGCUGAACCCAGCAUAUUUUGAAUCAACUUUAUCGACGGGAGAUUUCGGGAUAGUGUCACGACUCGAAGUGAGCUAUGAUUACACGGCCAGUCAUAAAAACACGAUCAUGUCUGCAAUGCUUGACCCCUGGUCGCCAAGGGUUACCACUGCUGACUGGUCGUUCCAAAAGAAAUGUUCAGAAAUGAACGGAACCAGAUGUAGUCACGACUUGAAAAUCGAAACAAUUUAUUCUGUACUUCCUUUCGGAGAACCUUUGGUUUUAAGUUCGAAUCCAGGGGUGGUAACUAUAACUGCAACAAUUACCAACCUAGGCCCCGAUCAUUCAUUCUUCACAACUGUUGACGUAAUUGCAAAUCUUGAUUUAAAUAAGGUAUCAGGUGAGUGCGUAAAUGUGGCACCAUUAAAUACACCAAAUGUCACAACUCUUAGCUUUAAGUCGAAGAAAUCAACUUUGCAAGGAUUUAUGGGAAAAAACGAAAAGUGUACCUUCAUAAUGAAGUACUCAUUGCUUUCUUUAACGAAAAAGGCGGUAGUAAAAGAGAUUAUACUGAAAGGAGCUGUACAUUGGAACGUUAACGACACCAUAAAUGCCAUUGAUCCAGUGCUACAAAACAACCAAUUCGAAUUUCGGAAAAAGGUUUUAUACAAGGCUGCAAUCGUUCACACGAGCGACUCGGCACCGAACUCUAUGUUUUACAAUCGCACCGUGUCUUCGACUGCAACUGUUCACAAUAUCAGCAAUGAUUACCUGGGCGAUCCAACGUACGCAUUGUUCCAUAGUCAUUCGGUAUACAACCGAGGACCAAACCUUGUUGCAAAAGCUUCUCUUGUGUUUACAUGGCCGAGGCAAACCAAGGAAGGAUUACCACUGUUAUAUCUCUACCAUUUCCAAUGCUUGCCUUUAACUUUGUGUCAUUGCGCAACGAUGGGCAAAGUAAACGAAUACGGACUCGCGAUAAACAACGGAACAGGCUUGAAAAAUAUUUCAAUUGACUUCAAUUCCAACACAGUUCUCCCGACAGAUACUACUUGCAACGACGUGAAGUGCGAUUCCAUCACGUGCACUGUCAAUCAACUUGGAAAGUUCUCCACAGUAGUGGUGACGUCAUCAUUUAAAGUCUGGUUACCAACAUUAGCCCAGCGAAAACUCGUAACCAAAAUUUCAAGCACGACAAGUUUUAACAUCGCGUACUCGCCUAUCUAUAAAGCUGGAGUAACCACAUCCAAGGCAACUACUGUGGUAUCAAAAUACCUUCCACCGGUUCCACCAAUUGAUCAAAACAAACUAGACAUCGGUCCACUCAUAGGGGCAAUAGUUGGAGGAAUUGUUCUGCUUGUUGUCAUCAUGCUUAUAAUGUGGAAGGCUGGAUUUUUUGAAAGCAAGUAUGCAAAAAUGCAAAAAGAUGCACAGCGGGAAACUGACGACCUCGACAAAACGAUUGAAGUUGACGUGAACGAAUAAUGUGAUAAUAAAUGCAUAAUUGGCUCGAUUGUAGGCAUAACCACAAAUUCACCGAAAUUCAUACAAAAUCCUUAAUUUCA
Messenger RNA from Ciona intestinalis (vase tunicate), 4011 nucleotides. The record is from RefSeq and is a predicted model, not a curated record. Lineage: Eukaryota; Metazoa; Chordata; Ascidiacea; Phlebobranchia; Cionidae.